ACAGCAUCUCCACACACUGAAGCAACAUGAACCUCAGAGCCUCUAUCUCCCUUCUGGUGCUGCUGCUUGGCCUGUCCAAGGCUCUGCCUCUCACGGCUGAUGUUGAUGAAGAUGACAUUUUCCUAGAGGAGCCUAACAGUGUGGACUUGACCACACAGAUUUUGACUACCAACAAUGCUUCCAGUGAAUUUCUAAUUGAGGGAGAUCUUGUGGUGCCAAAAAACAGGAAUGCUAUGGCUUGCUGGAACAAUUACUGCUUAUGGAAGAAGUCUGCUAAUGGGAAAGUUGAGGUCCCUUACAUAGUGAACCCUGAAUUCUCUUACUAUGAAGUGAGGAAAAUUCAAAAUGCCAUGGCGACCUUCAGCAGCAAAACCUGUGUAAAGUUUGUUCCUCGCUCACGUCAACGCAACUACCUCAGCAUUGAGAACAAGAGUGGGUGCUUCUCUAACCUUGGCAGGACAGGAGGCAGACAGGUGGUCUCUCUCAACAGGUACGGCUGUGUUUACCACGGCAUCAUUCAGCAUGAACUUCUCCAUGCUCUGGGCUUCCAUCAUGAGCAGACCAGAAGUGACAGAGACCAGCAUGUGAGAAUCAACUUUGAAAAUAUCAACCCACGAAUGGUUUCCAACUUUCAGAAACAACGCACCAACAACCUGAACACUCCAUAUGACUACUCAUCUGUGCUGCAUUAUGGGAGCACUGCUUUCUCAAUCAAUGGAAGGGAGACAAUCACUCCAAUUCCAAACCCAAAUGUGAAAAUUGGACAGAGACGAGGAAUGACAUCCAUUGACAUCCAGAGGAUCAACAAACUGUAUGGAUGCUAAAAAGUUCAAACUGAUGCUGUCCCUAUUCCCACUAAUGCUGGAACCACCA
Molecule: messenger RNA, 873 nt
Organism: Sardina pilchardus (European sardine)
Lineage: Eukaryota; Metazoa; Chordata; Actinopteri; Clupeiformes; Clupeidae
Product: hatching enzyme 1.2-like
Exons: 8
Coding region: 27-824 (265 amino acids)
Biological process (GO): proteolysis
Molecular function (GO): metalloendopeptidase activity; zinc ion binding
Source: RefSeq, a predicted model, not a curated record